UGACAAGACGAGUUGGAAGCUGCGGCUUUUCGUUUGGUUCACCUUUCCACUCCGCCCAUGAUUCUUUCCUCUUUGCACAUGCCCUUCCUCCGCCCGUCCGCCCGUCCACAACCAGUACAGUGCUUCUUCUGCCUCUCCCCUGCCCUCCUUCCCCCUCGCGCCCAUGUGCCCCCGCCCGCCUCGCCCGGCAGAAAGGGCAAGGAACGCAUCGCAGAACCCGGUACCAAGUGGAAUUGGCAGUGCGAGCGAUGUGGAUGCUGGAACAUUCGUGACGCUGCCGGAGAGAUGAUGUCUGACCUCCCAGCUAUGCACAACUCGACGUUCAACUCCAAGUCCUUUGCUCUGCGAGCCCAACCUUCGUCAAGCCAUUUACCGACCGCAUCAUCGUCAACUUCGCCAUUCUGUCGGAAUUGCCUGACGAACCAGACGCUGGUCAUGAACUUGUUGGCCAAUUAUCUGCCGGAUGAGGACGACCCUUCUUAUCCUACACUUUACGCCAACUUUUCCGACUACCUUUCUUCCCUUCACGCUCGCUACCCCCCUGUUUGUUCCAGCUGUCAGCCUGCGGUAGACGACGCACUCCGUAGAUCUGACCAUCGAGCGCAAAUGGAAGCCUGGGGAUCGGCUCUGACCCGUGGGAAGCAGAUUGCCAAGGGCGAUCCCGAAGUGGCCGUCCCAGAGUUGGGCAGGCGUUACUGGAGGAUGAAGUGCGCGUUAUGGAUCCUCACCUGGGUUUCUGGCCUUUCCCAACAAACAAUGUGCUGGAACUGGUAUAUGAACGGAGGCGAAGCGGACAUAAAAGAGUUUAUCCCAUCUUCCCUCAUCGUAACGUCUACAAGCUGUAACCUCGCCAUGCUCCUAUGGGUCCUUUUCGAUCUCUGGCCCGAGCAAGCGAGAAAUGAAGCGGAGAAAAAGCAUGCUUUCAAGACUUUUCCCAUGAUUGUUUCCCUUUCAACACGACUUGUCGCCUUUUGCUGUCUUUUGUGCGCAACCAGACAUAAUAGCAAUGAACAUGUGCGGUCCAUCCCGCUGGUCAUUGGGUGGACACUGUUGACCGUAGAAACACUGUCGUUUUUUAUCCUCUUUUACUACGCCCAAGGGCCUGGACCGGUAGUACCCAUCAAACUAGUGCGGCCUGUACCCGUAACCCACUCCCCUCAAACAGAUCUCACUACUCAAAACGCUUCCCAACUUGACGGUCUGCACAGUCUCUCAUCCCACACCCAACACCCACAAGCUCUCUCUCCCAACCCUGUGUUUGGCCAACCAUCUCUUCAACGCCCUGUCGAAGAACCGGAACCCGAGCCAAUGGAUUGGGAACCUUCGCCGAUCGUUAGCAAGACUGGCGUCUCUCGUCCCCCUGGGUGGACCGCUGUAGAUGACGAGGACGAUACUGCCUCACAUCCUAAAAAGGCCGAUUGGGACAGUUUUGCGAUAAAUAAGCAGCGUAUGUUUCCCCGUGCUGGUCAGGAGGAGACCGGUCUAGAGAAUCUCCUUGCUGGUUGGGGCUUGGAUAACGGCUUGGAGGGUGCCCCUCGAGUACAGACCGUCAGGAACGAUGCCAUCCUGAAGAAGAAGUAUAUGGGGUUGGACAAAGCAGCUCAGAUGGUCCUAUUCGCCCUCUUCAUGAUUCGCCUCUUUGGCGCAGCUGGUUUCAAUGCUUUAUCAUCAUCUGCUCACUUUGCAAUCUUUUCCCGCGCAAAUAUCUUCCUCCUCUCCUCUGAGCUUUCACUCACAAUCGUGCGCCUUUUGCUUAUUUUCACCACUCAACCUGUCUCUUUUCUCAACCUAGGGUUGGCUAUAUUUGAUGCUGUCCUGCGAGGAAUGGUUCUAACGUCUCAUGAUUUUGUUGACGUUUUGCUGGAUCAGUUAGGAGACGAGAGGAUACGAUGCGUGGAAUGGGUGUUCUGGGGCUUUUUGGACCUUGUGGGGCUCUCUAUGUAGCGGCGGACAGUGCUUUGUCGAUGAUCUUUUUGUGUAUGCAACAACGAGAGGACUCAAAUUU
Messenger RNA from Cryptococcus deneoformans JEC21, 2005 nucleotides. RefSeq lists its product as hypothetical. The transcript has 7 exons. The record is from RefSeq and is a predicted model, not a curated record. Gene Ontology annotation, cellular component: nuclear inner membrane; microtubule organizing center attachment site; chromosome, centromeric core domain. NCBI's taxonomy places the organism in Eukaryota, Fungi, Basidiomycota, Tremellomycetes, Tremellales, Cryptococcaceae. The coding region runs from base 58 to 1944 and encodes 628 amino acids. Gene Ontology annotation, biological process: nuclear inner membrane organization.